AGAGGAAAGCCGUUUCGUCUCCGUACUUUCACUUACCAUGGACACGGAUCACAUCGGUCUAUGAUUCAAAGAUUACACAGGAACGCACGCAAAUAUCCUCAUUCUCGUGUUUGUGUAUGACCAACCAUCCUGUGAGCCCGCCAGCAUAACAUCUUGUUUCCGAAGUUUGCAUAUAUACACUAUUACCGAAAUCGUCAUCCAUAUCCUCAGUCCCGAACCUUACAAUUGUCAAUAUGGUACACUCAGCCUCCGGCGAAGCCGUUACAAGUAUAGCUCACCAGCAUCUCGAGUCUUCUCUGCAUCAAGAUUAUCGCUUGCCCCCGAAACAAGUGACCGAUGGACCCAAAAGGACUUCGUUUGCAUUCGACCCUAUAGAUGAAGCUCUGGCUGUAUUUGCCUCUGGGGGAUUUUUGGUCGUAAUGGACGAUGAAAAUAGGGAAAACGAGGGUGAUCUGAUCAUGUCCGCUAGCCAAUGUACCACAGAAAAAAUGGCGUGGAUGAUAAAGCACACGAGUGGAUAUAUUUGUAUAUCGAUGCCAGGCCAACUGCUAGAAAGUUUGGAUAUUCCUAUGAUGGUACCCCAAAAUGAAGAAAGAUAUAGAACAGCUUACACCGUAACCGUAGACUACAAGCAUAAAACAUCCACCGGUAUAUCCGCACAUGAUCGUUCCCUUACUGCGCGUGCCCUGGUUUCUCCGUCUGCCGAUGCCAGCGACUUCACCAGACCCGGACAUCUUGUCCCUCUUCGUGCACGCGAAGGUGGAGUACUUACUCGAAAAGGCCACACCGAGGCUGGCGUCGACCUUUGCAUGCUGACCAAUCAGCCUCUUGGAGGCGUGCUGUGCGAACUGGUCAAUGACGACGAACAGGGCUCCAUGGCGCGAAGGGACGAUUGUAGGGCAUUCGCAGAUCGUUGGGGGCUGAAGAUGAUCAGUAUAGAAAUGCUAGUGGAAUACAGGAAGUCUAUGGCUCAUCAACAUGUUAGUCUCGUUGGAUCAAAUGGUAGUCACAGUCAGCCUACCGCUGAAAUAGAUGGGGGUCAUUAAGAGCGACUGUAGGGGUAGAAAUUUUCGAACGAGUCAUUUUUAUUUAACCAAAUUCACGGUCAGGUAAAUUGCUCGAGACCUUGUCAAUUUCUGGAAUGUAUCAAUACUCAUAAAUUAACCAUGUCACAAGUCCUAUUUGU
Messenger RNA from Serpula lacrymans var. lacrymans S7.9, 1186 nucleotides. RefSeq lists its product as uncharacterized. The coding region runs from base 234 to 1046 and encodes 270 amino acids. The transcript is spliced from 4 exons. Gene Ontology annotation, biological process: riboflavin biosynthetic process; aerobic respiration. Gene Ontology annotation, cellular component: cytosol; mitochondrial intermembrane space. NCBI's taxonomy places the organism in Eukaryota, Fungi, Basidiomycota, Agaricomycetes, Boletales, Serpulaceae. Gene Ontology annotation, molecular function: 3,4-dihydroxy-2-butanone-4-phosphate synthase activity. The record is from RefSeq and is a predicted model, not a curated record.